Messenger RNA from Drosophila innubila, 2517 nucleotides. RefSeq names its product UNC93-like protein. The annotation marks the transcript as partial. Lineage: Eukaryota; Metazoa; Arthropoda; Insecta; Diptera; Drosophilidae. Gene Ontology annotation, cellular component: striated muscle dense body; plasma membrane. The record is from RefSeq and is a predicted model, not a curated record. The transcript has 4 exons. Gene Ontology annotation, biological process: regulation of potassium ion transport; regulation of muscle contraction. Gene Ontology annotation, molecular function: potassium channel regulator activity.
UGGCGCAUCUUAAAGAAUAUCUCGAUCAUCUCGAUAGCGUUUAUGGUGCAGUUUACCGCGUUUCAGGGCACGGCGAAUCUGCAAUCCUCGAUCAACUCAAAGGAUGGAUUAGGCACCGUAUCGCUGAGUGCCAUUUAUGCGGCGCUGGUUGUCUCCUGCAUCUUCCUGCCCACGCUGAUCAUUCGCAAGCUGACGGUUAAAUGGACGCUCGUUUGCAGCAUGCUCUGCUAUGCGCCGUACAUUGCCUUCCAGCUCUUCCCGCGCUUCUACACCUUGGUGCCGGCUGGCAUCCUGGUGGGUAUGGGCGCGGCGCCCAUGUGGGCAUCCAAGGCCACAUAUCUGACACAGGUGGGGCAGGUGUAUGCUAAGAUAACAGAACAGGCUGUGGAUGCCAUUAUAGUGCGAUUCUUUGGCUUCUUCUUCCUUGCCUGGCAAUCCGCUGAGCUUUGGGGCAAUCUCAUCUCCAGCUUGGUUCUAUCCAGCGGCGCACAUGGCGGCAGCAGCAGUGCCAAUUCCACAAUCAGUGAGGAGGAUUUGCUGUAUUGCGGUGCGAAUUUCUGCACCACCGGUAAUGGCGGUCACGGUAACCUGGAGCGUCCACCAGAGAACGAAAUCUUUGAGAUCUCAAUGAUCUAUCUGUCAUGCAUUGUCGCCGCCGUCUGUAUCAUUGCCUUCUUCCUGGAUCCUCUCAAGCGUUACGGUGAGAAUCGUAAGGGCUCCAACUCGGCGGCCGAACUGUCCGGCCUGCAGUUGCUGUCGGCGACAUUCCGUCAGAUGAAGAAACCCAAUCUGCAGCUGCUCAUACCGAUCACCAUAUUCAUUGGCAUGGAGCAGGCAUUCAUUGGCGCCGAUUUCACUCAGGCAUAUGUCGCCUGUGCAUUGGGUGUCCAUCAGAUUGGUUUCGUCAUGAUCUGCUUUGGUGUGGUCAACGCUCUCUGCUCCAUACUGUUUGGAUCUGUGAUGAAAUACAUUGGACGCUUGCCCAUCAUUGUGCUGGGCGCCGUUGUCCAUUUCACGCUCAUCUCUGUCGAACUCUUUUGGCGUCCCAAUCCCGACAAUCCACUCAUCUUCUAUGCCAUGUCCGGUCUUUGGGGUGUCGGUGAUGCCGUCUGGCAGACACAAAUCAACGGUCUCUACGGUCUGCUCUUCCGGCGAAACAAGGAAGCCGCCUUCUCCAACUAUCGCCUGUGGGAAUCCGCCGGAUUUGUCAUCGCCUAUGCUUAUGCCACAACGCUCUGCACCCGCAUGAAGCUCUACAUUCUGUUGGUGGUGCUGACACUCGGCUGCAUUGGCUACGUCAUUGUGGAGAUUCUCUACAGGAAGAAGCAACGCAAGAUGAAGAAGCAGGAGAAACUCGAGGCCGCUGAAAAGGAGAAGGAGGCGGCUGCCGCUGCAGCUGCUGCUGAGGCAAAUGCCGCCUUUGCUGACGGCGUCGAGGAGACAGACGAUGAGCUCGACGAUCUCGAAGAAGAUAUUGUAGUCACGCGCCUGUAAUAACCGUAUUUUGUUAAUUGUUGUACGUUCUUUUUGUUUACUAUAUUUUGCCGUCGGCGUCGUUGCGGCUGCAGCAGCAGCGCUGUUACUGUUAACCGUUCACUGUUGAAAGUGAUAGGCUUAACAGUUACAACAGUUCACAUUACACUGUUAACGCACACACAAUGUUAGCGCUUAACAUGAUGUUAAGAAAACAAACACACUGAUCAAUAACUGUUGCAUAGCCGCAGGCGCGCACAUUUCGUCGGCCAAUCGGCGACGCGUCCGAACUUUUUUUGUCGUUGUAGUUGUCGUAGUACUUAGUACAUUCCCCCUCCCCAAAAACCAUUUAACACAAAGGCCAAUUAACAAUGCACAAGCACUUAGCAUGUGAGUGUGUGUGUGUGUGUGAAUGUUUAUUGAAGUGUAUGUUUGAGUGAGUGUUUGUGUGUGUGUGUGUGUGCAAGUGUGUGUGUGCGUGUGUUUUGCAUAACUUUAGUUUGUAAAUAUGCAAGAGAUAAAAAUUGACAGAGGACGCCUUUAACUUAAUGUAGUGAGAAUAACAAGCACACACACACACACAGACAGACAGUGAGUGAGUAAGUAAGUGAGAGUUAGAGUCAGAGAGAGAGAGAGAGAGAGAGAUACACAGCACCAGCACUACGCACACAAUGACAACAUGCUGCAGCAGUAUGUGUGUCACUAUGCCUAAUAAAUUGUUAUUUUAUUUUAGAUACUAGCAUUAAACAAAUCUAUAUGUAAAAUAUUUUUUUUUUAAUUUUUCUCUUGGUUGCUGACAUACACAACUAACAUACACAACAUCAACAAACAAUCAAACAACAAAACGUGAUAAUUAAACACUUAAACACACAUACAUACUUAUGUAUAUACAUAUGCAUGUAUGCACACACACAUACACACACACACACACACACAAGUCACAAAAUAGUCAAAUUUCUAAACUAAAAACUGGCCGCAAAAACUUUAAUGUUAAUUGCAAAUAAAAAAAAAAACAAACACUUAUUUUUAAGCAGUCGAAAAUAA